CCUCGCGCGGGGUCCUCGCAGCGACGUGUAGGAGCCGCGGUGCAUGCUGGGUCUCUCUCUUUGCGGCUCGGGCCAGCAGCAGCGCGAUGGGUAAGUGCCGUGGGCUUCGUACUGCUAGAAAGCUUCGCAGCCACCGCCGGGAUCAGAAAUGGCACGACAAGCAAUACAAGAAGGCUCACUUGGGUACUGCCCUGAAAGCCAACCCCUUUGGAGGAGCUUCCCAUGCAAAGGGAAUUGUCCUGGAAAAAGUGUAUGUGAAAUCCAAGUGUAUACUGAUGAGACAAGCUGUGAACUUGUACUGUUUAUCGUGCUUAGUGUCUGUGGUGUAGAGGCUAAACAGCCCAAUUCUGCCAUCAGGAAAUGUGUCAGAGUUCAGCUGAUCAAGAACGGCAAGAAAAUAACAGCCUUUGUUCCUAAUGACGGUUGCUUGAACUUCAUUGAGGAAAAUGAUGAAGUUCUAGUUGCUGGCUUUGGUCGGAAAGGUCACGCUGUUGGUGACAUUCCUGGUGUCCGCUUCAAGGUUGUCAAAGUAGCCAAUGUUUCUCUCUUAGCCUUGUACAAAGGCAAGAAAGAGAGACCACGAUCAUAAAUUCCUGUCAUGCCAUCUAGGCUACUAAUAAACUUCCGUUUGAUAAA
This is a messenger RNA of Emys orbicularis (European pond turtle), 636 nucleotides long. Its product is annotated as small ribosomal subunit protein uS12. Gene Ontology annotation, biological process: translation. Bases 149 to 589 code for a protein of 146 amino acids. Gene Ontology annotation, cellular component: ribosome; cytosolic small ribosomal subunit. The transcript has 4 exons. Lineage: Eukaryota; Metazoa; Chordata; Testudines; Emydidae. The record is from RefSeq and is a predicted model, not a curated record. Gene Ontology annotation, molecular function: structural constituent of ribosome.